AUGGAUGAGCCGUGGCUGCACAAUUACAUCCCGGCAGGUUGCCUCCGGUUUUCUGCAGACGACAACAACCCCAUACCGGCGGCAUUCUGGGCUUUGCCCGAAGUCCAAAUUUGGAAGUCUUUCACUCUUGACAACGAUGCUAUUCCUAACGCACUUUCCCUCUCCCAAACGUAUCAAGCGGCACUCUUCGGCACUCGGACCCUUCAACCCUUAGAGUGCUUGUUUCGCCAUCGCUGGAUCCAGCUUCAAGUCAAAGCCGAAGCUCGACUCGUCCGAGUCUACAUCUUCCCCCACGAUCUGGACAGCCGCGUCAUCGAUCGCCGAGAUGCCAAAUUGACUAAGGCUCUGGGUUUGCUCUUGACUCAACUCGACUUUUCGCCAAGCGCAUGGGGCGGUUCAAGCAAUUCGCCCAUUUGGUCCCAUCCACUUCCUAUUGGCGAUGACGGAACUCAAAUUGAGGAGGACGAGGAUAACUGCUCACUCUUGGAAAGAUUCAAUAAUGUGCCCUCGCCCAAUCCACGUUUGGACGCUGUUUCCCGUGAUGAUGCUACUCUCAUGCAGGCUGUCUUAGAUAGUCAAAUCCCGGGGCUUCAAACCACACUCUACCCGUAUCAAAGACGGUCAGCUGCCCUCAUGCUUCAACGAGAGCUUCAGCCUGGCCGAAUCAUUGACCCCAGGCUUCGGGCUGCUUUGGACCAACGAAAGGAACAGUGGUUCUUUGACACCAUUACAGGCACCGUCUUCAGAACUCCGCGUUACUAUGAUGGAGCUCGCGGGGGGAUACUUGCCGAAGAGAUGGGUACCGGCAAGACCAUCAUCUGCCUAGCCUUGAUUCUUGCCACCAAAUUUUGGCCCACAACACCUCCUGAGCCGCUCUCAGUUGACAUACCCGUGAGGCGCAAGAUGACUAGCCUUGUCGACAUGGCUGCUGCCGCUGUCAACCGACAUUCGUACCCGUGGAAGCUCUGGGCGGACAGGAUCCCGGAGAAUUGCAUCGGGCCACUGGAAUCCCGCGAGAAUAUUGCAUUUUACGAAGUUAGAAAUCCCUUGGUCGAAGCACGGAAGGGAUCUCGUGUUAAGACAAAACCGCAACCAGCUCGGAAAGUGCAUCUCAGCAGCACUACUCUGAUCAUUGUUCCGCCCAAUCUCGUGCAACAAUGGCAACACGAAAUCAAGAAACACACGACCGGUCUGAAGGUGAUUACAAUUGAAGAGAUGAAGGACCAUAUUCCGCCAGUAUCUAUUUUAUUGGCGCAUGACGUUGUUCUUUUCGCGCACAAUCGUUUCGAGAAGAUCGAGAGAGAAAGAUCUGCCCACUGCCCUCUAGAAUAUAUUCGCUUCAAGCGAUGUAUCAUCGACGAAGGCCACAAGCUUGGCAAUGGCUCGGGCCAAUGGAAAAGCGAUUUGAUGAAAGUUAUCGAUAAUCUCGAGAUAGUGUCGCGCUGGAUUGUCACUGGUACGCCGUCGCGAGGUCUCUACGGUGUUGACCAAAAGGUCGGCGAGAAUGGCACGAGGCCCAACAGGAGUAGGGAAGGCAAUAACUUGGACAUUGAAGGCCUACAAGAGCAACAGGACCUGACUCGGAUCGGCAACAUCGCCUCCAAGUUUCUCAAAAUUCGGCCAUGGUGCAACACCAGAGAAGAGGUUGGCGACACGGUGGCCGAUUGGGCUGUCUAUGUGAUGCAGCCAAAACACAGCAAAAAGAGUGCCGGUCGCAAGGAUUGUCUGAAGACAACGCUCGAAUCACUUAUUAUCCGUCAUCGCCUAUCCGACGUCAACGCAUUGCUUCCGCCAGUGGACGAAAAGAUUGUCGUCCUCGACGGUUCCUACCAAGAUCGACUCUCCCAGGGUCUUUUCAACAUGAUGAUCAUAUUCAACUCUGUGCAGUCUCAACGAACGGAUCGGGAUUUCUUUUUCCAUGCAAAGCAACGGAAGAGUCUAAUACAACUUGUCAACAACCUAAAGCAGGCAAGCUUCUUUGGAGGCGUGUUCUACUCGAAGGCAGACAUUGCCAAGGCAUUGGAGACUGCGGAGGGGUUCUUGCAAAAGAAGGAACUUCCCAUCAGUUCUGAAGACCACGACUUACUCCGCAACGCCAUCGCCUUUGGUGAAGUUGUCGUCAACAAUCGUCUCAAGGAUGUCAGCAAUCAAUAUCACUCCAUGCCGUUAUAUCUGGAGCACUUUCCUGGGGGUGACCCUGGACAAGCUUGGGCUCUUGAUGGGAGAGGCGGUGCCGGUGAACCGAUUUUGACUGAUGCACACAUGGUGUCAUCUUUGCAGAAAUUUCUCAACCCCUGCAUAGACGCGCCGACUUCACUGCAGCUCAUGAUUGAAAGCGGUCGGUUGCACGUGCAGGGCGAGAUAGAAAGGACAGGAGCGCUCAAAUCAGCUCUGGAAGAAACUGGAGCGAGCAAGGUAGCCGGUCUGGCAGGUAAUACGCCGCUCGGAGAGGAUCACCACGCGAAGCCUAAGUCAGGAAGCCUUCCAAGGUCGGCUCCUUACGUUGAUGCGGAAGAUACAGCUGCGCCAUUAACUGACAUGGAAAUUGCCGAGCCUCUAGCCAAGACUCGGAUUAUUUCGACAGUGUCUGCCAAGUUGUCAUACUUGAUUGACUCCAUCGUCAAGUACCAGGAAGUUGAACAGAUUAUCAUCUUCUACGAGAAUGACAAUGUCGCAUAUUACCUCGCUGGCGUACUCGAGAUUCUUCAGAUCCAGCAUCUGAUCUACACGAGAGUCGGCCUCUCCGCCGAGCGACGAGCACAAUACGUCGCCACCUUUACUCACAACCAGAAGUUCCGAGUUCUUCUGAUGGACAUCAGCCAAGCAGCAUUCGGUCUUGAUAUGCGCAGUGCUUCUAGAAUCUACUUCAUCAGCCCUGUUCUCAACCCACAGGUUGAGGCUCAAGCGAUUGGCAGAGCUCGUAGAAUCUCGCAGCAGAAACCUGUGACGGUGGAGACUUUGGUGCUGUCUGGAUCGAUCGAGGAAGUCAUCAUCGAGCGUCGCAAGACAAUGACCCAAGCAGAGCAUCGCAAAGUUAAAAGCCUGAUCGACGAUAAGCCUAUUUACGACUGGAUCUUGAAUGCCAAGACGAUUCCGCUCCCAGAAUUAGAAGACGGCGUUGCGCAGACGGCUAUGUUGAAGACGCCGCAGUUCGUCUUCGGCAGAGGGUUUGGGCGCGAGCUGCAUCCGGAUGAGGGACUAGUUACGGACAGCCCAGAAGCGAAAGGUAAGAGCAACGAAAAAAGGGUUGAUGUCGAUUCCAUGAGAGACAGACCGAUACCAUUUGCGCUUAUAGGUGUGAAGAGAUCUCAUACUUCCUCGCCGGUCAAUGGAGGCUCCACGACAGAGGGCCGGGCGGCUGUCGAGCUUCCGUCGAAGAAAAAGGCUCGCAUUGCCCAGGCAGACGACAAGCCAUGA
This is a messenger RNA of Pseudomassariella vexata, 3417 nucleotides long. Its product is annotated as P-loop containing nucleoside triphosphate hydrolase protein. The record is from RefSeq and is a predicted model, not a curated record. The transcript is spliced from 4 exons. NCBI's taxonomy places the organism in Eukaryota, Fungi, Ascomycota, Sordariomycetes, Amphisphaeriales, Pseudomassariaceae. Gene Ontology annotation, molecular function: ATP-dependent chromatin remodeler activity; ATP binding. Bases 1 to 3417 code for a protein of 1138 amino acids.